AUCCAAUGAGAGCUACACUUUUCGAUAAAGCAGUGUUCUCCUUGGAUAUUGCGCCAUCGCUUGUUCCUAUCGCUAUUGCUUCGCGUUGUGCAAAGGCCUUUAUAUAAGGAAUCGUUUGACAUGCUGAUCUAUUUUUGUGUCUAUGGCUACUUUGUUCCAUUAUUUAUUAAUCGAUCCGCGGUUUUCGCAACCGUCGAACGUAACCUCGACGAUAACCGAGUAACCGAACGCUCGACUCGUGAUACGGCUUUUGCGGAACGCGAUUUUUGUGACUCGGUCUCUGAGUUUUAUUGUAUUUCGAAUGUUUUGUAAACUUUAAUUGGUUUUUACGGUUUUCGACUUUCACGAUGAUGCAGCGAUACGAUAUUCUGAUUCAGGAAAUCGAGGGCAUCGACGAUUAUUUGGGCCCAACAUUUCGAGCGAUUUAUGAUGGACAUGAUCAUCAAAAGUUUAUGGAAAAACUUGAUGAUUGUAUUAAAGCUCAUGACAAGGAUAUUGAGAGAAUGUGUAAUCAUCAUUAUCAAGGAUUUAUUGAUUCUAUUCGGGAACUCUUACAAGUUCGCUCUCAAGCCCAACAAUUAAAUGCUGAAAUAUUAGAGCUUGAUAAAUGCGUUACCGCUACAUCCACCAAAGUGAUCGAAAUGGGUGAAGAACUUGUGAAAGCUCGCAAGGUUGAGAGCAAUAUGGCUGCUGCUGUAAACAGUCUCACUAUGUGCCUUCCUGUCUUAGCCGCGUAUGCCAAGUUGCAAAAACAAUUAAAGGACAAGCGUUUUUAUCCAGCGUUGAAAACACUGGAGCAGUUGGAACAUCGUGAUUUGCCAAAGGUUACGAAUUAUAGAUUUUCUUUUCAAAUCACGCAACAAAUACCACGAUUGCGGGAAAAUAUAAAAGAUGCUUCUAUGUCUGAUCUACGAGAUUUUCUAGAAAAUAUUAGAAAAUAUUCGCCAAAAAUUGGCGAAGUCGCGAUGAGACAUACUGCUGAACAGUUAGCGACUGAAGCGGAAAUUAUUGGAAGGAAGAAAAAAAGAUCUCGUAUGAACGAUCGAUUAAAUGAAGCUGAAGAGGAACUGAGCGCUCGAGACUUGAUGGAUUUCAGUCCGGUAUAUCGAUGUAUGCAUAUUUAUACCGUGCUUCGAGAAGAAGAAACGUUUAAAAUGUAUUAUAGGCAACAGAGAAAACAACAAGCUAGAUUAGUUUUACAACCACCUGUUAAUAUGCAUGAAAGUACCAUCGGAUAUCAAACUUAUCUGCAAGGUAUUAUUGGUUUUUUUGUCGUAGAAGAUCAUAUAUUGAAUACUGGUAAUGGAUUAGCUACUCGCGCGUAUUUAGAUGAGCUUUGGGACAUGACGUUAUCCACGAUAGUCGAUGCUUUACGCACACAUUCGGCAUAUUGCACAGAUGCUACGCUCAUAUUAAAAAUCAAGAAUCUCAUUAUGCUAUUCAAUACUACUCUAAGGAAUUAUGGCUAUUCCGUGGAACAACUUUGGGAUUUAUUACAAGAAAUUAGAGUGCAUUAUAAUGAAGUGUUAAUGAAACACUGGGUUCAAGUGUUUAGGAAUAUUUUAGACGAAGACAAUUUCUUGCCGAUUCAAGUCACAACGCAAGCGGAAUACGAUCGAGUUCUCGAUCUAUUUCCUUAUCAUGAUGAAAAUUUGCAAAAAGCCGAGUUUCCCAAAAAGUUUCCAUUUUCGGACAUGGUACCAAAAGUCUAUCAGCAAGUGAAAGAAUUUAUUUAUGCUUGCUUAAAAUUUUCAGAGGAUUUGAAUUUUACCCAAACUGAAAUUGAUGAGAUGAUAUGCAAAUCGACGAAUCUUUUACUAACGAGAACUUUCAGCGGAUGUUUAUCGUCAUUGUUUCGCAAGCCUUCCUUAGCGCUUUUACAAGUAGUACAAAUUAUAAUAAACACAGGAUAUCUCGAAAAAUCUACAAAAUAUUUAGAAGAAUUUGUUACUAAUAUUACCGGUACGUUACAUCAAGGGCAAUUGAGCUGUAUGGGCGUUGAAUCUGCCAUGUUUCGAGUCGCGCGGGAAGACGCUGAGAAACAGAUUUGCGAUAAAUUGAAAAAGAAGCUAGAUGAAUUUUUAGAAUUGGAAAAUUAUGAUUGGAAUUUAGCGGAACCUCAAGGGCAUGCUUCGGGAUUCAUUACGGAUCUUAUAGCUUUCUUGCGGAGCACCUUAACAUGCUUCACUAAUUUACCUGACGAAGUAGCUCAAGUGGCAUGCAAAUCUGCGUGUUCUCACAUUGCUAAAGCCAUAUUAGACAUAUUAAUUAGUGAAGAUGUGAAACAGAUAUCUAUGGGUGCGUUGCAACAAGUUAAUUUAGAUACGAUACAAUGUGAACAAUUUGCUGCUUCUGAGCCAGUCGUCGGUUUACCGGAAGGAACUUUAUUGCAAUACUUUUCGCAAUUAAGACAAUUAUUAGAUUUAUUUAUGAGCUGGGAUUGGCCUACUUAUUUUCACGAUUAUGGUCAGGAUUCUAGUAAAUAUAACUUAGUAACUCCAAAUAUGGCUGUGCUUCUGUUAGAAAAAUUAAAAGAGUCUGAUAAAAAAACAAUGUUUUCUGUGUUGAAGAAAAGUGAAAGGGAUAAAAAGAAAUUGCUUGAAACUGUAUUAAAGCAGUUGCGGCAAUUAGCACAGACUACCCAACAGCAAUAAAAGUUGCAAUUGAUUUAAUGUAAUGUAUGUUCUAAGAAAAUAUGUAAUUUUUGUAAAUAUGUAAUUUUUGUAAAUAAGUAUAUUAUAAAAAUUCGAUUCUUGAUAAUGAAUAUUACAAAAAUUGUUUCAUGUAUCACUUGAUUUUUUGCAUCAAUGUCCCAUCAUGUUUUGAUAUAUGUUGCAUAUUUUGUAAAUAUAUGUAAUUAAUAUAUUCUUUGAUUCUACAGAUUAUUUUUUAAAUAAAUGAUUUAACUUUCAAGUGCAUUGUAAAAGCAAAAAAUUAUAUGAAAACAUGGAUUUAAAAAAAUGCUGUCUUUUUAAGUUUAAUCUAAGAUUAAUAUAUUAUAUAUUUCCCGUUUUUACCAGUAUGAUUUAAAGUUAAUCGAUUAAUUUUAUUACGUUAAAAUUAAAAAACUUCUCUUGUAUAUGUGUCAUAACUGUAUUGUUAAAAAUUUUGAUGUCAUUCUACAGUUAAUCAAUGAUCAUGUUAAAAAAUCAUUGAUAGAAACAUAAGUAUAUGACAGUUGACAGUUUUUAAAAAUAAUAAAAAUCGUAAACAUUUUUAUUACUUAAAUUUACAAGUGAUUUUCUCGUGCUAAAAUAUCUUUACUAAGUUUUUCUUUAAACAUCAUUGUAUAUCCAAUUGACAAAUUUUUUAAAAUAUAAUACUUGUGUGAUUAUGCGCGCACUUGUGUGCAUGUAUAUGCAGGGAGAAUUAAGAAUUAAACGAUAUUUAUCUUCCCAUA
Cataglyphis hispanica is the source of this 3400-nucleotide messenger RNA. RefSeq names its product exocyst complex component 6B (gene Sec15). The record is from RefSeq and is a predicted model, not a curated record. NCBI's taxonomy places the organism in Eukaryota, Metazoa, Arthropoda, Insecta, Hymenoptera, Formicidae. Gene Ontology annotation, cellular component: membrane; exocyst. The coding region runs from base 348 to 2654 and encodes 768 amino acids. The transcript has 13 exons. Gene Ontology annotation, biological process: Golgi to plasma membrane transport; exocytosis; intracellular protein transport.